Messenger RNA from Fusarium sp. VM40, 1227 nucleotides. The record is from the annotation of a GenBank genome assembly. Lineage: Eukaryota; Fungi; Ascomycota; Sordariomycetes; Hypocreales; Nectriaceae.
AUGGCUCUCCCCUUCGCGCCGCCACCCAAAAGCCCUUUGGGUCGCUAUCGCCUGUUAUCACCCACCGCCUCUAUUUGGGUUUCCCCUAUCUGCUUGGGUACAAUGAACUUUGGCAACGCUUGGAAAGAGUGGAUGGGCGAAUGUGAUCAGUCUACAUCAAACUCAAUCUUGGACUUUUACUACGAACAGGGGGGGAACUUCAUCGAUUCUGCAAACAACUACCAAUUCCAGGAGACCGAGAAAUGGGUGGGAGAAUGGAUGAAGAAGCGUGGGAACCGUGACGAGAUCGUCCUUGCCACAAAGUAUACCACCAACUUCCGGGCCGGACCCGGCAGGCCAAAUAUUCUAGUAAACUUCACUGGGAACGGCUCCAAGAGUCUCAAGGUUUCGGUUGAGGCCAGUCUUGAGAACCUACAGACCGACUACAUUGAUCUACUCUAUGUCCAUUGGUACGAUGGCAACACUACUAUUCCAGAGCUAAUGCAGUCUCUCAACCAGCUCGUUCUUUCUGGGAAGGUCCUUCACCUAGGCAUCAGUGACACUCCUGCCUGGAUUGUCAGUAAGGCGAAUGAAUACGCUCGCUGCAAUGGACUUCGCCAGUUUUCAGUUUAUCAGGGGCGGUGGUCUGCAGCCUCACGAGACUUCGAGCGAGAAAUCAUCCCAAUGUGCCGAGCUGAAGGAAUGGGGAUUGCUCCGUGGGGCUCUCUCGGCGGUGGAAAGUUCAAGACUGAGGAACAGCGCAAUGCUCAGGAAGGAAGAAGAGUGGAGGCCAGCGAGAAGGAGAUCAGAACCAGUCAAGUGCUGGAGUCCAUCGCCAAUCGUAAGAACACACUCAUCACUAGCAUCGCACUGGCAUAUGUCAUGCACAAGACCCCUUACGUAUUUCCAAUCAUUGGAGGCCGCAAGGUGGACCAUCUUAAGGCCAACAUACAGGCGCUCACCCUGAACCUAUCACAAGAGGACAUUGAGGAGAUCGACGGUGCUGUCGAGUUUGACCCAGGAUUUCCCAACGAUUUUCUUUACCGCGGAGGCCAGUCGAUUGGAGGCCCAGACGUUUGGUUGCUUCAGAUGGGCGGCACGUUUGAUCAUGUCCAGUCGUCCAAGAUAGCCCGUCUCGCCGGCGAAAAGGGGGGAAUAGGGCGUCCGUCUCAACGCAAACUUUUGGCGAUGGCUACCGUCGCGGCCCAGGCCGAGCUGGGUGGGAUUGGACUGGAGGGAAAGGGUUAG